Messenger RNA from Mytilus californianus (California mussel), 1141 nucleotides. RefSeq lists its product as uncharacterized. The transcript has 5 exons. Gene Ontology annotation, molecular function: nucleic acid binding. The record is from RefSeq and is a predicted model, not a curated record. Lineage: Eukaryota; Metazoa; Mollusca; Bivalvia; Mytilida; Mytilidae. The coding region runs from base 163 to 1107 and encodes 314 amino acids. Gene Ontology annotation, biological process: DNA integration.
UUUGGCCAAGCAUGUAAAACUAAAAGUGCUACUGAAAUAAGCAAAGUUGUACUCAGUUACAUUUAUCUAUAUGGAGCUCCACGUAUUCUACAAUCUGACAAUGGAAAAGAAUUCCGGAACUCGCAUCUUAAAGAAGUUGUAAUACAAUUUGACACAGUCCAAAUGCAUGGUAGACCAUACCACCCACAAAGUCAGGGCAGAGUGGAACGUUUUAAUCGCACACUGACUGAGUAUUUUAGAAUUAAAAUGUCAGAACGUUCAGACUGGUCCGAUCAACUUCCUGAAUUUUAUUACGCAUAUAACAACAAGCUAAACAAGGCCACACGUCCAAAGACUCCAUAUCAGCUAUUUUUUAGUCGACCAAAUUUUGCUGUGCCGCUUGAUGAUCAGGUACCUUAUGCUUCUCUUACUAAAGAAGAACGAGACUUUUUAGAGCACGCCGAAUUAGAUGUUGAUGAAAAUGAGUCAGAGGAAGAACUCCCAGAAGUAUCUGUUGAUGUGCUACACUCAUCCUUAACUGAGGCUUCAGGUGGAAACCAAUUCGCCAGUACAAAUCAUAAUGAAGAGGAACUCACUUUACAUGACCAUGGCGUAAAUGAAGAACAUGGCAAUUUACCUCCAGAUUGUACCCAGGAAAAUGAUUUUGUAGUGCCCGAACCAUCAUUUUCACGAACUGUUAUUUUGCAAGAAAAUGUUAGUCCAUACUACAAACAAAUGUAUCAGAGAAAGUUUUAUAAUGAGCAAAAUAAAGAAAAUGUACCAGUUCAUCCACAGAAUGUAAAUCAAAAACAGUUACCGGUAUUUAACACUGGACUCACCGAUUUUUAUAAACAAAUUCACCGGGAAACAAUUUCAGCUUUUCCACUAGAGCAGUUUUCCGAUGGUUUGAGGGAAGACAUUACCUACUAUCCGGAAGAGGGACAAAAUGUGAUGUACAGACCGAAUCCUGCGAUGAACAAAGGCACCGCAGUUUUCAGUACAGGAUAUUUCAGGAAAGGGGUCAUAGACUCAAUUUCAGCGUCUACUGCUGGAAAAGUGUAUAAAGUGACAGAUCAAAUUACAGGAUACAAAUUUGAUUUAAAUCGUCAUCAAAUUAAAAAGAUGUGAUCAGGAGAAAAUAAAUAGCAUGUGAAGAGUCAAA